Humulus lupulus (European hop) is the source of this 2315-nucleotide messenger RNA. RefSeq lists its product as uncharacterized. Bases 292 to 1878 code for a protein of 528 amino acids. The transcript has 6 exons. The record is from RefSeq and is a predicted model, not a curated record. Lineage: Eukaryota; Viridiplantae; Streptophyta; Magnoliopsida; Rosales; Cannabaceae.
UUUCUCCCACACUUUUUAUUUUUUUAUUUUCAUUCGGUUAAAAUUGAACCAGUAAUUUUGACUGCAAACUUGAACAAACAGACCUCUUCUUCUUUUUCUUCUUCCUCUUAGCUUAUGAGCAUAUGAUCAGAAGAGUCUCUCUCUCUCACUCAUUCAUUAUUAUUGUUAUGGAUAUGGAUAUGGUUAUGGUUAUGAAUAUGCUUAUGGUGCCAACUUCAGAUUUCCCUUCUUCUCUUUCUCAUUUCUCUCUAAACUAACAACAAAAUCUCACUCCAUUUUCAACCUUCAUUCAUGCCCAUGGACUAUGAAAGGAUCCAAAAGCCUCAGGGUGGUGGGGGUGGUGGAGGAGGAUUUUCGCCUGGAAAGUUGAGGAACAUGCUGAUGGGAGUAGAGAAGCAGAGGAAGAAAGAAGAAGACCUCAUUGAAUCCGCCUUCACAUUGAGAUCUCAACCUUUUGACGUUGAUGAAUCUGGUGUCAACAGUUCUGAUAACUGCAAAGAUGUAGAUGUUGUGAGCGUCCUUCCUGACUACUCAACCUCAAUUGCAUCUGAUUCGUUAGGCUUGGACAUGGUUAAUGAUCGUAGAUUGAAGGAUUGUAAUGCAACAGUAAAUUCAAGAGCUAGAAAUCAACAAGAUCCUUCUUUAGAUUAUGAAAGUGGGCAGGAUGGAAUGAGCGUUUCCUCAUCGAUCUUUGAGUUUCAGAAGGGUGAGAGGACCCAACAAAGAGUGCCCCUUGCUCCGUUCUCUAAGCCAGCUCCUUCGAAAUGGGAUGAUGCCCAGAAAUGGAUAGCAAGUCCUACCUCUAACCGGCCUAAGGGAGGGCAGGCUCAGGUGCAGGCUGGCCAGGGAGUUGGAUCACGAAAGGUGGGUGGUCUUAGUUAUGGGAGCCGGCAACAGUCUGCAAAGAUUGUUGUUGAAGUUCCAGAUCAAAGAGUGGUUGCUUCCGAAGAACCUGAUACAAAGCAGAUGGAUACAAAUCAAACUAAGAUGGAAAGUUGGGGUCAAAAGCUUCUACCUUGGGAGGCUGACUCACAUCCUACUGCAGAUUCAUAUAGCAAGCCUGUGCUCAUGAUUGAAAACUCAGUUGGAGAAUCAGCAAUCAAUCUCAGCCGGCAUAGCUCAUCUGUAGCCAUCCAGAGUGCACUGACAUUUAUUCCACCCCCUUCAACAGCUAGGUCAGUAUCAAUGAGAGAUAUGGGCACAGAGAUGACGCCUAUUGCUAGUCAAGAGCCUUCUCGGACUGGAACUCCUGUGAGGGCUACAACACCAAGUCGCAGCCCAAUUUCUUCACUUCCUUCUACUCCUGGCAGAACAGCCCUGGAGUCAUCUCCAACUGAUCCACCAAUUGUCAAUCUAGAUCCUAACAAUGGAUUGUCUGAGAAAGAGCUGCAAAUGAGAACUAGGAGAGAAAUUAUUGCUCUUGGUACACAGCUUGGUAAAGCAAACAUUGCUGCCUGGGCUAGCAAAGAAGAGGAGGAUAAAGAUGCAUCCUCUUCAUUAAAAAACCUAGCAGCAGAACAACAGGCUAAAAAUGUUAUUGAGACCCGUGCAACGGCAUGGGAGGAAGCAGAGAAAGCCAAGUACAUGGCCAGGUUCAAACAGGAAGAGAUGAAAAUUCAAGCGUGGGAAAAUCAUCAGAAAGCAAAAACAGAAGCUGAGUUGAGGAAAAUUGAGGUAGAGGUUGAAAAAAUGAGAGGGCGAGCUCAUGAUAAGCUUAUGAAUAAGCUUGCAUCUGCAAGGCAUAAGGCCGAAGAAAAACGAGCAGCAGCAGAAGCUAAGAGAAACCAGCAGGCUGCAAAAACAGAGCAGCAAGCGGAGUACAUUCGCAGAACUGGCCGAAUUCCAUCCUUGUUUUCCUGUUGGAAUUGGUGUUCUUGAACUUUAUCCUUUUUCGGAGAGGAGGUUUUGUUGUUGUUUUCUUUGUCUACUUCGUCGUACUCUUACAUAUGUUUACACGAGCAUGUCAAAAUGUUUAGCUCAAAACAGUCCUUGUUUAGAAAAAUUGUGCUUCCAACAAUGUUCAAAUGAAGUCUUCUUUUGUACAGAAAGACCUUUGGUUUUUUAUAGUAAGCAUUAUUCUCUUGCAAGACUUAGUGCUACUUGAAGGCCCUUGGUUUUGGUGGUUUGAGGUUGAUUUGGUAUCCAAUAUAAUGCUCUGUAUGUAUGUAAUCUGUAGCAAAAUGAUAAAGAAUACCACAUUUUUGCACAGAUUUAGAAUGGCAUAUUUGAUGGCAAUUAGCAUCCAAAAGAUAUUGUAAUUUCUUUUGUUGUAAAAUAAAUAAAUAAAGAAGAAUAAUGAUGUCUUUAUGCUCCUA